AAGUAAUAGCUUUUGCUGAGAGAGAGAGAGAGAGAGAGAGAGGGAGAGAGACUGCAUGUUUGAGUGGGUGAUUAGCAGUUAGCUUUUGUUGUGUGUGUGAGAGAGAGGAUGAGUUGUAGUAGCUUUUGUGGAGAGAGAGAGACUUUUACACUGCAUGUUUAGAGAGAGAGAGAGAGAGAGAGAGAGAGAGAGAGAGAGGAUAUUUACUUACUAGAUGUUAGAGGGAGUGAGGGAGUAGUAGGAUUUUGUGGGGUGGUUGGGUUUGAAUGGCAUUCUUGGUGGAGAGGUGUGGAGAAAUGGUGGUGAGUGUGGAAAACCACAAGGCAGUGCCAGCGCCCUUCCUGACCAAGACAUACCAGCUGGUGGAUGAUCCAUGCACUGACCACAUUGUAUCUUGGGGUGAUGAAGAUAACACCUUUGUGGUGUGGAGACCCUCUGAGUUUGCAAGGGACCUUUUGCCCAACUACUUCAAGCACAACAACUUCUCCAGCUUUGUUAGGCAGCUCAACACCUAUGGAUUUAGAAAGAUUGUUGCAGAUAGGUGGGAGUUUGCAAAUGAGUUCUUUAAGAAAGGAAAGAAACAUUUGCUAUGUGAUAUUCACAGGAGAAAAUCAUCUCAAAUCCCACCACAGCAUCACCACCAGCACUAUCAUGAAUCACCACCCUUGAUCAGCUCAGGUGAAAUGAACGGUUGGAUUGAAUCCCCACUACCAUCCCCCACACUAGAAACCACUGAUUUUCUAUCAGCCCUUAGUGAGGAUAAUCAGAGGCUGAGGAGGAGGAAUUCCAUGCUCAUAUCAGAACUAGCCCAUAUGAAGAAGCUCUACAAUGAUAUCAUGUACUUCUUGCAACAUCAUGUAAAACCAAUGCCCUUAGAUCAAAGGCCCACCAAUCUGGUCCCCAGGCUCAUUGAAAUGGGCCCUUCUCUUCAGUCCCAGAAACCCCAUCUUGGCCUACAAAUCAAUAGAAAUCACGGCGUGGCGGGCCAUUCCAUUGCACUGUCUGAAGAGCCCAAUGGCACCAUCAAGCUCUUUGGUGUCCCACUCCACAGCAAGAAGAGAUUGCAUCCGGAGACGUUCGAUCGUGAGGAAUCCGGAUGUGCGGCGAUGAUCAACUAGUCUAGAUUGAUUGAAACCAUGAUUUAUCAUCAGAUGGUACCAUAGCAGGAAUUAUCAGCACGAUUAAGGUUACACAAGCUUCCCAUAUGUGACAAAAUGGCAUGCAUCAGUGUAUUUUCUCUAGUCCAUUCAUCAGGUGGGCCCCAUAGUGAAUGUCGUCCAGCAAUGCAUGUGCGUUGAAUGUAGAGCGUUGGUUUACUUAUACAGUCAUCGAUUGUUUUUUGUACAUGACCGGCCUGAUUCUUGGGCUAGGGCACAUCCGUCGCAGGCCCGCCGUAAUGUACAUCCCAGAUCAUGUACACAUGUGUCAUGUUAGCAUGUGUGAAGCGUUUCAGUUUGGUUUUUGCCUCAUUUGCAUGGCAGCGAUGGUUAGGUCAUGUGAUAAUCUUUCAUGAUCAGAGAAGUUAUAACUUGAGAUUUCUUGCUUAAUUGCUCUUUUGUGAAAUGGGUCUCUUAAUCUCUACCAUUAAAAGUCUAUUGGUUUCAGCUGAUCAACGGUUGAUUGAUGAUUA
Messenger RNA from Magnolia sinica, 1630 nucleotides. RefSeq names its product heat stress transcription factor B-4b-like. The transcript has 2 exons. Bases 267 to 1118 code for a protein of 283 amino acids. NCBI's taxonomy places the organism in Eukaryota, Viridiplantae, Streptophyta, Magnoliopsida, Magnoliales, Magnoliaceae. Gene Ontology annotation, molecular function: DNA-binding transcription factor activity; RNA polymerase II cis-regulatory region sequence-specific DNA binding. Gene Ontology annotation, cellular component: nucleus. Gene Ontology annotation, biological process: regulation of transcription by RNA polymerase II. The record is from RefSeq and is a predicted model, not a curated record.